AUGGCAGCUAGGGACCGCUAUGGUGCCUACGCUGAUGUCGGGCUCACACCGCUGCAACGAGCCAUUCGAAAUGCCUGUGAUUUUUCUCUCUACGAGCCCAACCUUGCCCUGAACCUCGAGGUUGCGGACCUGAUCAACUCCAAAAAAGGCAACGCUCCUCGAGAGGCAGCAUUUGAGAUUGUCCGCCUGAUUAAUUCCCGAAAUCAAAAUGUCGCAUUGCUGGCGUUAGCGCUUCUCGACAUCUGCGUCAAAAAUUGCGGUUAUCCGUUCCACCUCCAAAUCAGUACAAAGGAGUUUCUCAAUGAGUUGGUUCGUCGUUUCCCGGAAAGACCGCCAAUGCGGCCCUCCCGGGUGCAGCACCGGAUUCUGGAGUCGAUUGAAGAAUGGCGGCAGACUAUUUGCCAGACGUCGAGGUACAAGGACGAUCUGGGCCAUAUCCGUGACAUGCACCGCCUGCUCUUAUACAAGGGCUACAUGUUUCCUGAAAUCCGUCAUGAGGAUGCCGCUGUCCUGAACCCAAGCGACAACCUGCGUUCGGCUGAGGAGAUGGAGGAGGAGGAGCGGGAAGCACAAUCGGCGAAGCUGCAGGAAUUGAUCCGCCGAGGCACGCCGGCGGACCUGCAGGAAGCCAAUCGGUUGAUGAAAGUGAUGGCCGGUUUCGACACAAGACACAAGACCGACUACCGGGCUAAGGCAGCAGAGGAAGUGGCCAAGGUGCAGCAGAAGGCUAAGAUUCUGGAGGAGAUGCUGCAGAGCCACAAGCCGGGCGAUCGGAUUGCCGAAGGCGACGUGUUCGAGGAACUUGCGAGCGCACUUCAAAGUGCUCAUCCGAAGAUUCAGAAGAUGUGCGAGGAAGAGUCAGAUGACCCAGAAGCUGUCCAUAAACUGUUGGAAAUAAAUGACAGCAUUCACCGCACCAUUGAACGCUACAAGUUGGUUAAGAAGGGUGACUACGAUGCGGCAUCCAGGAUUCCCAAGGGUACUCUAGGCACUACGACGGGGGUAUCGAAGAACGCAAACAACGAACUCUCCUUGAUCGACUUCGACCCGGAGCCGAGCUCGAACGGCAAUGCGCCGCCAGCGGCCGGGGGCAGCUCCUUGGAGAAUGACCUGCUUGGCUUGUCAAUAGAGGAGCCAAUCCCUGCAGGUAGUAUCUCGUUGGGACCUGGAAACAUGGCUACGUCUGCCAACCCACCGCUACAACAAGCCCCUGCAGGAUUCAAGCCUUCUUACGAUAUCAUGGCUUCAUUCAACUCGUCCCGACCGGUCCCGCAGUCUUCCUCCCCGGCUCCCCGUCCACCACAGCAACCGACUGCGACCCCGACACCGCCGCCCCCUGCGAGCGAUCCUUUUGCAGCUCUCGUGUCCGCAAGCCCUCGGGCCUCCAGUCCCUUCCCGUCCGGAGCUUCUUCGACUCAGUCACCCGCAGCUGCUUCUUCGUCUCUCCUCGACUUGGUGGGAGCUGGUCCUCCUAACACUGCAGCUGCCAGUGGUAGCAGCGCCAAGGCACAAGAAGAUGACGAGUGGAACUUUGCUUCCUCACUGCCGGAAAGCAACGCCCUCCCAACCACUAAUAAGGUGCAAGUUUUGAACUCGUCUUUACGGAUCGAGUUCGUUGCACGGCGGCAUCCCAGCCAGCCCCGGCAGAUCCACGUGGUAGCCCUGUUUUCGAACACCACCGGCCAGCCGCUGAAUGAGCUGCACUUUCAGGUGGCCGUAGAGAAGUCUUAUACAUUGCAGCUCCGGCCGCAGUCUGGACGAGAUAUCGGACCGCUGCAGCAGAACGGCGUCCAGCAGGAGAUGUUACUAGAUGGGGUCGAUGCAGGCAAGGGUAAUUCGGUCAAGAUUCGGUUUAGAGUGUCGUACAAGGUAGGCGCCGAGAGGAAAGAAGAACAAGGGAUGGUGCCACCAUUGGGAAUUGCCUAG
This is a messenger RNA of Aspergillus pseudoviridinutans, 1926 nucleotides long. RefSeq names its product VHS domain protein. Gene Ontology annotation, cellular component: trans-Golgi network. Gene Ontology annotation, molecular function: ubiquitin binding; phosphatidylinositol binding. The coding region runs from base 1 to 1926 and encodes 641 amino acids. Lineage: Eukaryota; Fungi; Ascomycota; Eurotiomycetes; Eurotiales; Aspergillaceae. The record is from RefSeq and is a predicted model, not a curated record. Gene Ontology annotation, biological process: Golgi to vacuole transport; Golgi to endosome transport; protein transport to vacuole involved in ubiquitin-dependent protein catabolic process via the multivesicular body sorting pathway. The transcript is spliced from 8 exons.